Trypanosoma cruzi is the source of this 837-nucleotide messenger RNA. RefSeq lists its product as uncharacterized. Gene Ontology annotation, cellular component: membrane. The record is from RefSeq and is a predicted model, not a curated record. The transcript has a single exon. NCBI's taxonomy places the organism in Eukaryota, Euglenozoa, Kinetoplastea, Trypanosomatida, Trypanosomatidae. Gene Ontology annotation, molecular function: serine-type endopeptidase activity. The coding region runs from base 1 to 837 and encodes 278 amino acids.
AUGGUGUGCGUGGAUCUCACAUGUGUGGCGAUUCGUUUGACGCCGGUGUGGGUGUGUCUCAUUGCGUACUGUCCGAAUGGAAAGCGUCCGACGCCUCUGCAGGCCCUCGUUCGCGUGAUGGACUACGGAUUCUCCGUGGAGGCAUUUAAACGCAAGCCCAUUGUGCUACUGACACACAUGUUUGUGCACGCCAAUGAAUCGCACCUUGCGGGGAACUUGACAUCCCUCAUGGCGACUCUCUUGGAGUUUGGCGGCCCGUCCGUGCAGAGGAAUGUUGAGGAGCACAACGUUUGGGUGUCCGUUCGUCGCAUGGUAGGAUCAUUUGCGGUAUUCAUUGGGGGUGGCAUUAUGGGUGGUAUCGGUGGGCAAUUGAUGUUCAACGACGCCCAGUUGGCAUGUCGUCACAAGCGGUGGAUGUCGUUGCUGUCAGUGAAGGGGGAAACGAAUGGAACUCCGUUGGAUGCCGUCAUUCGACGUGCGAAGAGUUGGUUGGAGCGAAUGAAGUACAAAAUUGACAAGAAACGUACCGAUUCCAUUUUUAUGUGUGGUGCCAGCGCAGGGAUUUGUUCCCUUGCGGGGUUUAACGUGUCUUACUACAAGCGGUGGGGCACCGCACUCACAAUGGUCGCGCCAGAAGUCAUUGCCCUCGUAUGCUCACUGCUGAGCUCACAAACACGGCUGGCGAAUACCGCAUGGUUGCCGGCGGGAGAAGUCGUUGGCCACGCGGCGCACGUUGGUGGGUUUACGGCGGGUGUUUGCAUUGGACUUGCCUGGCGUUGGUUCUCUCGCGUCUACCGUAACGCUAGGCAACGAAAGCAAAGGACGAAGAAGGUGUAG